CAUGUCGCUUCUUAAGAAAAACUGGAGGCGAAGGAAACCAACCUUUCGCUCAAUAUUCCAUCAAGAGGACUUUUUACGAGAGAGUGACAGCUCUAUAGAAAAAGCAGUGUUUUGGACCUCAAAUUUCCUCUCUAUUCCGUCAUCGGGCAAAAGUUUACUGAACUUAAAGAAUAGCCAGGAACAAUGCCUAAAGGAGAAACUGAAUAAGAUAAAGAUUGUCAUAAAUGUUGGUGGAGAAAGAUUUGUUAUGGCUUAUAAAACAAUCAGCCUGUACCCUCACACCUUGCUCGCUACACAGGAGAUUGACAAAUAUUUUGAUCGAAAAAGAAAGGAAUAUUUCUUUGAUCGUGAUCCAGACAUGUUCAGGUAUGUUUUUAAGUUUUACACGCACGAUAAGAUCCACUUUCCAAUGGAUGAAUGCAUCCAAGCAUUGAUCGACGAAUUCAAAUUCUUUCGGAUUCCGCUGGACAUCAUGAAAGACUGUUGCUAUGCUGAAUUCCAUCUGGAAUACGAAAAUAACACUAAUUCCACGAAGUUUGCAAAGCAAAACCGACCUGCGCGACAAUCAACAACGUCACGCAACAGUCACAACGUUUCUUCGAAAUCACUAAGUGAUACCAAUUGGUUUCGCUAUUUGCUGUCAAGAAGUGAAUCAAGAGCUGUGACCAACAUCUUAUUAUUCUGUAUCGUAUUCAACAUACUUGGCAUGAUUCUUGAAACCUUACCUUGCAGCAGCAAUUCCGAGAAAUGCGGGGACCUCUAUGCCAAGACGUUCUUCAUAUUUGAUACCAUAUGCGUUCUGAUUUUGACACUAGAAUUUGCAGUGUCCUUUUCGAAAGCCCAGAACAAGAAGGCCUAUUUCUGUCGCGUACCCAUUGCGACGUACUUUGCUUCGCUCGUACCAGCUUACAUAAUGUGGCUCUUGUAUAGUAUUCUCGGGUUUAGAAACACUCCCAUCGUUUUAGAGGACAUCUGUAAUGCUCUUAGGGUAAUUCGCAUAGUAAAGAUUGCUAAUUCGUCCUCUCAUCUGCGAGACACUGUUGGUCAAAUUAUGUCAGCCGCGCGAGGACUAGGGCUAAUUCUUCUGACGUGUAUUAUCGCUAUAAUAGUCCUGUCUGUGUUGUUGUAUCAUCUCGAUGACACAUGUCCGCACGUGCCUUUGGGAAUGUGGUAUUUCGUAGUCACUAUGACAUCACUGGGAUAUGGGGACUACGUACCAUCAGCGACCUCGGGAAAACUGCUUGGAGCUGUUGCUGUCAUUCUUGGAAUACUCGUUGUCUCUUUACCCGUCCCAAUUAUUCAGAAUAAGAUUGGUGCAAGUUUAGACGUUGAUCCAGAACCAGAAACAGACGAGAUAGUUUUAGACAGUUUGUAUCCGCCUGAUUUUAAAUACAGACAGCGCAGGAUGUCCAGAAUGUUCAGUCUGGAGCAUAGAGUAAAUACACUGAAGAAAUCAGUGGAAAACGUUAAUCAUGUCAUGCCUUGAGGUGACAUUUAACUUCGAUAAGUAAAUGUAGAAACUACUGCACCUAACGUUGAGUAAAGGAUG
Messenger RNA from Dendronephthya gigantea, 1549 nucleotides. Its product is annotated as potassium voltage-gated channel subfamily D member 3-like. The record is from RefSeq and is a predicted model, not a curated record. Bases 2 to 1486 code for a protein of 494 amino acids. Gene Ontology annotation, biological process: potassium ion transmembrane transport; protein homooligomerization. Gene Ontology annotation, molecular function: protein binding; voltage-gated potassium channel activity. Gene Ontology annotation, cellular component: voltage-gated potassium channel complex; membrane. The transcript is spliced from 4 exons. Lineage: Eukaryota; Metazoa; Cnidaria; Anthozoa; Malacalcyonacea; Nephtheidae.